AUGGCUCUCAAAAAUUCUCUCGGCUUCCUCGUCCUCUCACUGGCAUGCGCCUCAACUUGUUCCAUCUUUCCAGAUGCUCAGUUGACUUCACUGCUCAUUCCGAACGGUCAACCCGACACCACAUACACUGCGUCAGUCGUGGGUUCCGAAGGCGACGUCACCUCUUACCAACUCUUCGCCACCAUCCUCCAUGGCGACGUGGCCCUAAUCGUCUCCCCCACCGCCGUCGCUGAGAUCGUGGGGGGAGUUGAGACGGAUUGCACGCUCGGCGACGACUCUGUCUGCGAAGAGGUUGUCGGCCCACUCCGCUCGGUCUCCUCGGCCAUCCUGCGGGAGGUACCCGCGCUGAUCGUGCAAGAGAGCGGAAGCCCCGACAGCUCUUCCACCGCUCCUCCCGCCACAUCCACCGACCCGCUCACCACAUCCACCGAUCCCCCCACCACAUCCACAGACCCUACUACCUCAUCUACUGGGACCGGGCCUGUCAGUUCCACUACAUCGAAGCCGAGUCUGAGCACGAGUCAGUCGCAGUCCUCAUCUGCGAGCACUCCCACGAAAACUUCGAGCGGCUCGGAGCGGGCAGUGGUCAAGGGCGCGUCUGUUCUCGGGAGCGUGCUUGUAGGCCUGGGUAUGGCCUUCGGUGUCGCCAUCUAA
This is a messenger RNA of Epithele typhae, 654 nucleotides long. RefSeq lists its product as uncharacterized. The record is from RefSeq and is a predicted model, not a curated record. The transcript is spliced from 4 exons. The coding region runs from base 1 to 654 and encodes 217 amino acids. NCBI's taxonomy places the organism in Eukaryota, Fungi, Basidiomycota, Agaricomycetes, Polyporales, Epitheliaceae.